AUGCGCGCAGGCGCGGUGACGUGGCAGCUGCCUUACGAGGCGGGCGAGCGCGUGCUGUACGAGCUGGAGCGCACCCUGUGCCCCGAUGACGCGCCCAGCCACGGCAACAUCACCAAUGACUGUGGUAUGGGCCAUGAGGGCGGGGAGGGCGCGGUGGGCGCGCGCGGCGGCUGGUCGCUGCACGUGUCCACGAUGUGCGCGGCGGCGCUGACGGCGCGCGUGCGCGUGUCGCGGCCGCCCGUCUGGCACCUGCCCUUCGCGCAGCAAGUCACCGUCUCCGCCAACAUGUCGGCGCCGCGCGUGCUGCACUACCGCUUCGCCGAGGGGCAGGACAGCGUGCGGCUGGUCGUCACCUCCGAGAGCGAGCUCUGCGCCGUCCUCUCCGUGCUGGACUACGUGUGUCCAAUAGCGCAAACGAUUUCGGCGCUCGCCACCGGCGGGCAGCGCCUCACCAUGAUGCGUAGCGGCGCCGUGCAGCUGUCGCGCGGGGAGUACCCGCACGGGUUCCUGGCGGUGGCGGCGGUGCUGCCGGUGCAGGCGGCGUGCGGCAGCGAGGAGCUGCCGGAGCCGGACUGGCUGUGGGCGGCGGCGCUGCUGGGCGCGCCGCACGAGCGCGCCCAGCUGCAGGACCCGCGCCUCAAGGACUUCACCUUCACCGUCGAGGCGGCACUGACGCGCGCGCAGUACGCGGUGGCUGCGGCCACGCUGCUGGCGGUGUUCCUCGGCUUCUACGUGGUGUUUGGCGCGCUGGUGCUAGCGCAGCGCUGGCCGCCGCUGGCGCGCCUGAUGCGGCCGAGCGCCGUGCUGGCGCCCGCGCCCGACCCCGCCGCUGCGGAACUUGAAGCGCAGGCGGAAGAUUCUAUUGCGGGUACCACGCCGGCGCGCCGUCGUCGCAGGGACUCCGAUGCUACGUUUGACAGCAGCGACCAGAGCGAAUCCGACGAAGAAGAAGAGCGCCCGUCGCGCGCCGCUACCUCCGCGCCCACGCCCACUCCUGCCGCAGCCGCUGCGCCCCCCGGCGAUGACGCGCAAAACGGCGUUGCGCUUGAGACGCAGCGGUCACCCGAUGACGUCACCGCGGACGGCGCACAACAAGACUCACAAGCUGGCGAAAAUAAUACACAGGGCCCGUUCGGGCUGCCGGCGCAGCUGCGGCUGGCGGCGCUGGCGCGGCGGCGCGAGCGCACCCUGCGCGCGCGUUCCGACCGCUACCUGUACACGCUCUACACCGUCGCCGUGUUCUACGCGCUGCCCGUCGUGCAGUUCGUGCUCGCCUUCCAGAUCAUCCUGAUCGUGUCGGGGUCGCUGGACAUCUGCUACUACAACUUCCUGUGCGCGCACCGCGCCGGCACGCUCAGCGACUUCAACCACGUGCUGUCCAACCUCGGCUACCUGCUGCUGGGCGCGCUGUUCCUGCUGCAGGUGCGCCGCCGCCGCCUGCGCCGCCGCCGCCGCCCGCGACACCAGGAGUACGGCAUCCCGGCGCACUACGGGCUGCUGUCGGCGCUGGGCGCCGGCAUGAUGGUGGUGGCCGUGCUCUCCGCCAGCUACCACGUCUGCCCCAACAGGCUCAACUUCCAGUUUGACACGUCGUUCAUGUACGUGCUGGCGGUGCUGAUGAUGGUGAAGAUCUACCAGUCGCGGCACCCCGACGUGAACGCGCGCGCGCACUCCACCUUCGGCGUGCUGGCCGUGCUCAUGGCGCUCGUGGUGUGGGGUGUGCUGGGCGGCGGCGCCGUGUUCUGGGGCGUGUUCACGGUGCUGCACGUUUUCACCGUGCUGCUGCUGUCGCUGCGCGUCUACUACGUGGGCCAGCUGCGCUUCGAGAAGCAGAGCCUGGUGACGGCGGCGAGCGAGCUGCGAACCGGCGCGCGGCCGCUGUACCGCACGCGCCUCGCCAUGCUGCUGCUCAUCAACGGGCUCAACUGGCUCUUCGCGAUAUACGGGCUGCUAGGGCACAGCCGCGACUUCGCGGGGCACAUGCUGCAGGUGCUGCUGGGUAACGCGCUUGUGUACAUGGGCUUCUACCUGGUGAUGAAGCUAGUGCACGGCGAGCGCCUGCGCGCCCACGCGUGGGUGCUGCUGGUGCUGGCCGCGGCCGCGUGGGUGCCCUCGCUCUACUUCUUCACGUACGGGUACGCCGAGUGGGCGCUGCCGCCCGCGGUCUCGCGACACCUCAACCACGAGUGUCUGGUGUUACAGUUCUACGACUCGCACGAUCUCUGGCAUAUAUUGUCGGCGAUAGCUCUCUAUCUCACCUUCAAUGUGCUGCUGACGUGGGACGACGACUUUGUUUUGUUCAUAAAUAUCAACGCACAAGCAUUAAAUAUUGGAACCACUGUGCGUAGCAGCAGAGGAGCAGGUCGAACAAGCAGGCGUUGUGGCGAGCAUUUACGUAUACCACUCAGACACCAGGUGUAUGUGGUGACUGACCAGCUAGUGGAGAAGCCAUACUGCCCACGUAAACCCAACGAUCCUUCCCUGUCU
Brenthis ino (lesser marbled fritillary) is the source of this 2487-nucleotide messenger RNA. The record is from the annotation of a GenBank genome assembly. Lineage: Eukaryota; Metazoa; Arthropoda; Insecta; Lepidoptera; Nymphalidae.